Molecule: messenger RNA, 2097 nt
Organism: Zasmidium cellare ATCC 36951
Lineage: Eukaryota; Fungi; Ascomycota; Dothideomycetes; Mycosphaerellales; Mycosphaerellaceae
Exons: 7
Coding region: 1-2097 (698 amino acids)
Biological process (GO): regulation of DNA-templated transcription; DNA-templated transcription
Cellular component (GO): nucleus
Molecular function (GO): DNA-binding transcription factor activity, RNA polymerase II-specific; transcription cis-regulatory region binding; zinc ion binding
Source: RefSeq, a predicted model, not a curated record
AUGGCGGAUCGUGCCCGUAAACAAGCUGCGUGUCUCCCCUGCAGACGCAGCAAGACGAAAUGCCAUUGGCACGCCGAUCAGCGUCGCUGCCAGAGAUGUGCUCAGAUAGGCUGCGAGUGCACUCGUGGUGAAUAUCACGUUGGACGGCAGAAGGGCACGAAGAACAAGAGGGUCGGUCUAGAUAAGGCUCUGUUCCAGAUAGAGCAGGCUGUCGAGCGAGCUUCAUCCGCAGAUAAGCGAAGCAUAGAGGAUGAGAAGAUUGUUAAGCGUCUCCGGGCACUGCUGGGUGGCGUAGAAAGCAUUGAGAGCUCACUCGAUGAAGAGUACCAUAAUGGCGACGACACUGACGAUAGAGUCGAGACUGGCGAGACGAACGGCAUCAUCGCCGACCACACUCCUUUAUCUGGCGAUAGCCAAGCUAUUGAGUCUGCGGAGAGUCCCCUUCAACUACUCGCUGCUUCCCACCGGGCUUCCAGACGACCAACUACCACCACACAACCAAAGGACGCUUCAAAGCUUGGGGCGUUCUUCGCGCCCGCUCAUGUUAGUCUAGACGUUGGCGAAGACAUCGAUCCCAUCAGCCUAGGAUUGGUGUCAGAGGAAGAGGCAGAAUCGAUGAUAACGUUCUUCCACACCAACCUCUCGCACACGAGAUGGGGCCUGGACUCACGGAUAUACGACAUGGCAUUCACUCGAUCCAGGUCAGCCUUCCUUCUCACCUCCGUCAUGGCGGCAUCAGCCCUGUUCAUGCCACACGCAGGGGCUCUGUCCAAGCGUCUUUCCAACCACAUCAAGCCGUUGGUGUACAGAGUGAUCCAUGAAAAGCACAAAUCUGUUGAGAUUGUGCUGGCCUUCAUGGUCAAUCUGCCGUGGAUGUUUCCUGGCGAGCGCAGUGCUGAUGACGAGACCUGUUUCUAUGUUGCGACGGCUUUGCAGAUAGCGAUCGACCUGGGCCUUCACAAAGUACUGGCUCUCGAUCAGACCGCUCCAUCAGCUUCGAGACCAAGUAUUGGGCGCGGCGAGUCUCUUGAUGCCAGGGUUGCAUUGGCCAUGGAUGGGUUUCAGAACACUGAUCCCUCAUCGCAAAGGGGGCGGCUACUCUUGAGGGGCAGAGAGCGGUGCUGGAUCUCGCUAUAUGCGGUCGAGAGAGGAAUGUGCCUUGCUCGAGGAAGACCUUUUAUAACCCCUUUGACUCGGCUGAUCAAGGAAUGCGAUGGGUGGCAUCGAUCCGACCUCGCCGACAAGGAAGACGGACCUCUUCUGUCGAUUGCAACUAUGAGGAGAGAUCUGGACGGACUCUUCACCGACGUACGGACGUUAUGUGACAGCUCGCAGGGCGUUGCUGGAGAUGGGUCACUGGAAGCUCAGGCCAUCCAAAGCGCCAUCGAGCACUUCUUCAACCAGUGGCACGCAGAGUACGACUCGUCGAUCGGCACAGGGCCUGACAACCGUCUUCCUCCUUACAUCGAGAUUCUCAUUACUCACACUCGACUGUCCAUCUAUGGCGGCUUGAUCAACCACCCAACAGCUCCACUCGAAGUUCGGCAGUUUUUCCGCACAGCAGGACUAUCAUCAGCACUAAAUGUCAUGCGGGUAGCCAUCCAGGGAGAAUCCAGACUGCUCUCGAUGCCCAAUAACACAUCCAUCAUGAUCUCUUUCGCCGCCUGCUUUGCCCUCACGCUCAGCACCUAUGUCACAGGAAACACCAUCUUGGCGCCGAGCAUUAGAGAAGUCAUCGAUCAAUCGGCUGGUCUGUUGGAAAGAAUAGGAUCUGUAACUCCCCACCGCAACGGUCCUUCAACACUCUACGCCAGACAACUUCGACAGAUAUUGAAAGAUCGAAUAACUACGGCCACUCAAGGCACAGUUCCGAGUGUAGACCCCGUGGCAGCACCAUCGAUGCAACAAGAGCCCCUAGCCGACCCAAUACAGGAGUCAUCGACAUGGCCGGACACGUUUCAAUUCUCCACAAUGUCGGACAUGGAGAUCUCACAGGUACUGAAUCAGCCCGGCAACGGUUUCGAGCCGUAUUUUGAUGGAAUGUCGUGGGAUGACUUCAACAACUUUGACUGGCUACAAUGGCCAGAAUCUAUAUAA